GUGUUUGCAGAGGAGAGAGACAAUAUGUCUGCCGCCAUUGGUGUUCUACGUAGACAGAAUGACAACCUGACAGACUUACACCUACGAGAGCUGGAGAGAAGACAGGCACUGUUUUCCUUAAACACCAAUUUGAGCAGGGAGUUAAGAGAGAGCGCCGAGAACAACACGCUACUCUGGGCGCAAAGCCAAGAACUCCUGGAACAGAGCGCUCUCCGAAACAGUGAGAACCUUGAACUGAGGGUGGCGGCGGAACGUGUACGCUCACAGAACAAGGAGUGUGAGAGAGUGAUGCGGAACCUCACAGGAGCUCAAGAGAACGCUCAGAACUUCAGAAGAGAGGUUGCAGAGUUGAGAAACAGCAGCCAACACCUCCAAGGGGAACUCACAUCUCUGGACUUCUAUUGUCCCGUGGUUAACCAGACUACUCAGGAGCGGCGAUGUAGGUCAUGUGAAGAUGGAUGGAACCACUUCAGGUCCAAGUGCUACUUCUUCUCCAGGGACUCCAACAGUUGGGCCCAUGGCAGGACCCAGUGUCUGUCACAGGGGGCUGAUCUGCUAGUCAUCAACAGCCGUGAAGAGCAGAGAUUUGUCUUUGGAAUGAGCUGGAGGCUACACCCAGAGGAGAGAGCCUGGGUUGGGAUGACAGACGCAGAGACAGAGGGGGAGUGGAGAUGGGUGGAUGGCAGUCUGGUCAGAGACAAUGUUCAGUACUGGGUUCAGCGGGCUGAUGGCAGCAGUGAGCCGGAUGAUUGGCGGGUGUCAGACGAGCAGGGAGAGGACUGUGGGCACAUUGACACGGUGGAGACUGAGCUCAGCUGCUGGAUGGACGCACCCUGCCACGCCCACUUCAGAUGGAUAUGUGAGAAGGCCCUGUAGGUUCCUAUGGCAACAGUGGAACCUGACACCAGAACCCUGCAGGUUCCACAAAGGCUGUUCUCCGUAACAACAGAUUUACUUUAAAAUUGAAAAGGAACAGUACUCUGCUGGUUGUCAGGCCAACAAUAGAACCUUGAGUAUUUUACCAGUCAUAGAACUAGACAUUCUAAUUCUGUGAUGCUGAUUGAAGUCCUUUGCUAUUUCUAACCACAGUGGGAUUUGAACUUUCAUAGGCAUACAGCAUUUAUUUAAUCAAUCAUUCUAAGCUAAUUACAACAGAACAGAUUGCCAUUGAGAAUAUGGUUGAAGGUACACCCACGCAUUUCUGUUAAGGAGCCCUUAGGUUCCAUGUAAAUCUGACAAAGCCUUUUACUUGUGUCUAGUCUUGAUAAUUGCUUCAGCUCCAAUAAGUCAAGCAGUGAAGUGUCAUCUCAAAUGGUGGCCUACUCAAAGUGUCUUUCAUCAAAUAUGAGUAAAGGGGAAUGAAAAGUAUCAGAAUGUACAGAACGUAAUUUAACAGACCUGUAAUAAAUGAUCUGAGUCAGGUAUAUGGAGUUGUCUGGAGUGAUGAGGACAAACAAGGCACUAUUUUAUUCCACAGAGAAUGACAGAGUUGCCAGCAUUGCAACAUUCCAACAUUGAAAUAAAUGUUUGU
Clupea harengus (Atlantic herring) is the source of this 1531-nucleotide messenger RNA. RefSeq names its product CD209 antigen-like protein C. Lineage: Eukaryota; Metazoa; Chordata; Actinopteri; Clupeiformes; Clupeidae. The record is from RefSeq and is a predicted model, not a curated record.